This is a messenger RNA of Coffea arabica (coffee), 936 nucleotides long. RefSeq lists its product as uncharacterized. The record is from RefSeq and is a predicted model, not a curated record. NCBI's taxonomy places the organism in Eukaryota, Viridiplantae, Streptophyta, Magnoliopsida, Gentianales, Rubiaceae.
AUGGAGCAAGAAGGGCUCUCCCGACCUCCCCGACCCUUGGCCGGGGACAAAAACAAGCGGGAUCAGGGUUUAUACUGUGCAUAUCACCGGGAUGUGGGACACGAUAUGGAGGAUUGUUGUCACCUCAAGAAAGACAUUGAAAAGUUGAUCAGACGAGGCCACCUCGGUCAGUUCAUACGUGACGAACGGGUUGACCAGCGACGGGGGAGGCCCAAAUCAGAUCACCUGAGCUACUCCCGUGGCCCGCCUCAAGGGCUUCGUUGCCGAACUCCCGAGCCGGAAGCUCAGAAUCUGGGUGGGGUGAUCAACACUAUUGCAAGAGGACCGGUUGGGGGGGAUAGUCAUACGGGUCGGCGGCACAACCGCCCUCCUCCCAGCGAAGAAAGCUCGAGCAAACGACUGAAAAUGUACGAGGAGAUCAUCUACGGACCAGAAGAUGCAGUGCCCUUGGCCUCCAAUAACCAUGAAGCCAUCGUGAUAGAGGUCAUCACCUGCAACUACAAGGUAAAGAAGGUAUACAUUGACAAUGGCAGUGCCAUCGACAUGUUGUACUACAAGACUUUUAAAGAGCUGCAGCUAGAGGACAGACAGCUCAUCCCGGUCCAAACUCCUUUGAUUGGCUUUGCUGGUCCUCCGGUAAGACCAGAGGGGAUGAUAACCCUCAUGGUCGUGGUGGGGGUGUCACCAAAGCGCCGAACUGUGCCAGUAAAUUUUGCGGUGGUAAAAGAGCCAUCAUUGUACAAUAUGAUUCUGGGACCACCCACUCUGAACGCCCUCCGAGCUGUUUGCUCCACCUUACAUCUCAGCAUGAAAUUCCCUACUCCAACUGGGGUAGCUGAGGUGCUCGGAGAUCCGAAGGUGGCUAGGACCUGCUAUAUUGCAACUCUCAAGGGCAAGGAAAAAAUGGUGGCUCAAAUAGCUUGCUUGGAGCCCUAG